GUUGUAUAUAUGAUCUGCUGCUUAAUUUAUUGUCAUUUACUUGUCUUAGGGGGUAGGAGAAGGAUGAGGAAGCGAGUUGUUUUCAACAAGAUUAAGGAAGGGGAGCUCCAGACGGGAGAUCACAUUUACACAUGGCGAUUUGGCUAUAUCUACGCCCAUCAUGGUAUAUUUGUUAGUUGUGACAUAGUGAUCCAUUUCAACCCGGCAGCUGGUCAGGAGGUAGAAACAAGAACAUCCCUCGAUGGUGUCAUCUUCAGCUCAUCUACCUCUCGUCGCUCUGAAUCUCAAUGUCAAAAAUAUGGUGAUCGUCCUAGGAAUGCCGGGGUCAUCUCUACAUGCCUGGAAUGCUUCCUCUCUGGUGGUAAACUAUACCGUUUUCAGUAUGGUGUCUCAAAAGGCGUCUUUUAUGCACAGGUUCGAGGAACAUGCACUCUUGCCCCUACUGAUUCCUCCGAGGUUGUCCUUCACCGUGCUGAAACUCUUCUCGCGAAUAACAGUUUUGGAAAUUACAAGCUUUUCAAGAACAACUGUGAGGACUUCGCGAUCCAUUGCAAGACAGGUUAUAAUCUGCACUUUGGAACUGGUGGCAGCGGGGCUAGUGGUCAGGUAGCAGUACUCUCUGCAGCAGCUAAAGCACCCGUCAUUUCAACACUCAACUCCGCUUGGGCCAGUUACAUCUUACUCAGCGCAGCAAGCGUCUUUGGUGCUCCAGCACUGCUACCGAUAGGCAUUACUUUAGCUGGUUUUCAAGUUCUUUACGGGGGAAUGUCUUACUGCAUUUACAGGUACCUUUCGGAUGUUGGAGUACGCGAGGACCUGAAGAAAAUACCUGCAGAGGAGCUUGUUGAUGCGAGUGUCUGAACCUGCAUUACUCAUCAAAUUGGACUGUUUAUUUAUGAACUAAUAGUAUCUGUAUCAUAGACAUGGGAUAACUUUAUAGAAAAGCUUGUACGAGUUCACCACAGUAAUAAGAACCAGGUUCAGAUCGGAGUUCAACAGUUAAAAGACAAAAGUAAGGAACAAACGUAAAGAACACGUGAUGUUUACGUGAAAACCUCCUUGCUUGAGGGAGUAAAACCACAGGAUGUUUUGAACUUAUGUUUUAUGAAGUCAUUAUUACUGUUAAACACCUUGCUUAUGUGAGC
Molecule: messenger RNA, 1145 nt
Organism: Capsicum annuum
Lineage: Eukaryota; Viridiplantae; Streptophyta; Magnoliopsida; Solanales; Solanaceae
Product: protein LEAD-SENSITIVE 1
Exons: 2
Coding region: 10-861 (283 amino acids)
Source: RefSeq, a predicted model, not a curated record